AUGUCUGAGGAAUCACCUGUCACUUUGGCUGUAGGGACUCAUACCUGGUUCCCGGGCGAUGAAACCAAGCAUCAGAGCAUCAUCUCCAUUAUGCGUGCUCGCAACAUUUCGAUUCUGGACACGGCUAGAUUAUAUGGCGGUGGAGCAUCAGAGAUGACCAUUGGAAGUCUGCAUUUAGGCCCAGAGUUUUCCAUCGAUACCAAGGCGCCAACAGGGUUUGCAGAGGGCUUUGCGGGCAAGAUUGAAGAGUCAGCUGAACAGAGCUUGGCGGCACUGCAGACUCAAAAAGUGCGAACGUACUUCCUUCACGGCGCCGAUGAAACUGUUCCUUUCGAGGAGCAAAUGGAAGCCAUCCAGAAGCUCUACGAAAAAGGCAGAUUUGAGCGAUUCGGCAUCUCCAACUUUAACCGCGGCCAGAUCCUCAGAAUCUACGGCAUUGCGAAGUCAAAGGGCUAUGUGUUGCCCAGUGUUUUCCAAUGCAGCUAUAGCCUUGCUGCUCGCCACCACGAAACUGAACUGUUCCCCACUCUUCGCAAGCUGGGUUUCGUUAUCCAGGCGUAUUCCCCCAUGGCAGGUGGAUUCCUAGCCAAGACACCAGAAUAUAUCGAACAAGGCCUGGGGAGCUGGGACCCCAACACGAAGACCGGGAAAUUUUCACGUGGCCUGUUCUAUAAGCCAUCAUACAUGAAGAUGCUUGGAGAAUUCGGAGCAUUGUCCGAGAAGUCGGGUAUUAGCCGGGCCGGCUUAGCAUAUAGAUGGGUGAGACAUCACUCCUUCCUCAAGAACCACUCAGGCGAUGAGAUGAUCAUCGGUGCUUCAACUUCGGACCAACUGGCCGACACCAUGAAGGAACUCGAAGGUGGCCCCCUAGAGCCAUGGGUUGUCCAGCGUAUCGAUGAGCUUUGGGAGCUGGUUAAAGACGAAGAGGUGGUUGAUAACUUGAAGACCAGUCGCAAGGUAUUCAGCUGA
Molecule: messenger RNA, 969 nt
Organism: Trichoderma virens Gv29-8
Lineage: Eukaryota; Fungi; Ascomycota; Sordariomycetes; Hypocreales; Hypocreaceae
Exons: 3
Coding region: 1-969 (322 amino acids)
Cellular component (GO): cytosol
Source: RefSeq, a predicted model, not a curated record